Symsagittifera roscoffensis is the source of this 2224-nucleotide messenger RNA. Its product is annotated as protein Red-like. The record is from RefSeq and is a predicted model, not a curated record. Gene Ontology annotation, biological process: mRNA splicing, via spliceosome. Lineage: Eukaryota; Metazoa; Xenacoelomorpha; Acoela; Convolutidae. Bases 212 to 2017 code for a protein of 601 amino acids. The transcript has 11 exons. Gene Ontology annotation, cellular component: nucleus.
CUUGACUACUUACGAGCUUUUUGAGCUAAGCAAAAUCGGUAGGAAGGAAACAAUCCAUAGUGCUUAUAGCUAAUCCAUAGUUCCUUCCGGUGACUUUGGAAUUUCAGUCACCAUAGUUUCAUCCGGUCACUACCGAGAAAAGAGAGAUUGAAAAGUUUGCAUUUAUUUGAUUUUCAGAUUCAGCUUUGAUAAACUCCAGAACCAUUCUCAAAUGCCGGAAGCUGAUUUUUCGUUCUCCAAUCCCUCGGCUCCCGCCGGUUUCCAUGACGACGGUGAUCACGAGGGAUCAGCCAACCCUCUGAGCAAUGCGGACUUUCGCAAACUCCUCAUGACUCCCGGAGCCAGGCGGACCACCUCUGGGUCGAUGGGAGGAGGGGUCGGGACUGAUGCCAACAGGAAAAAGAGUGACAAGAAAAAAGGCGGUGAUGACAGUUCAGCUGGGGUAGACGGAGGAAUGGGUGGCGCAGGGGGCGAUGGAGAGGGGGAGGAGAAGCAGAGCAGGUGGGAGAGGAGGAAGAAGAGGAAACAGUAUUUCGCCAAACUACUCAAACAACAACAGGAGAGAGAAGAGGAGUUGUCACAGAAGUACAGAGAUAGGGCUCGCGAGAGGAGAGAUGGCAAAGUAGAUGAGACGGACGAAAGUGAACUUCUCCAAACAUCCGCCGACUACAGAGCAGUAGCCCCAGACUCAACUGCUUUCAAGACGGCGGCAGACAGAAGGAAGCAGGCGAUUGAGAACAGCAAGUACCUGGGAGGAGACAUGGAGCACACUCACUUGGUGAAGGGGCUGGACUUCGCCCUGUUGCAGAAGGUCAGGGCAGAAAUAGACACCAAGGAGGCGGAGGAGCAGCAACUGGACUCCUACGUUGCCUCGUCAGCGCCACAGAAUGAAAAAGAAGAACACGUGGCGCCUCAGUUUUCGACUGUCCUCGGACGCAAUAUCUACAACGUCAUAACUCGCAAGUACCCCGAGAGGAACGAGAACUUCUUCCAGGGGCGCAUGUUUUACCGCGUUGACUUAGAAGACGACCCCACAGACUCUUUGGCCACCGAUAUCCCGACAGCGAUUCUCCGGUCCAAAGCCGACUGUCCAGUGAAAGAGUCCCAAUUGAAGGACGCGACAAAUGACAUGGUGAUCGGACACUUGGCUCAGAUAUUGUCCUAUUUGCGACACGGUGACAAGCACAGAAAGGGAAAGAGGCGACUAGGAGCUGGAGCAGGGAACGAAAAGGGGCAGGGGGCCAAUAAUGAUCGAGACUACCAUUCAAGAGGCGACUAUCACAAGCAAAGUCGAGACCACAAGACCGACACUAUUUUUGAUGAUGUGAAUGAUUACGACCCGAAAACGUCUUCGUCGAAUCGGAAGCAUCACAGCGACCAUCGCGACAACUAUGGAAGAAGUAGAAACGAGACUCGCCGAGAUGAUCAUAGGAGUCGCAAUGGAGAAUCGAGUCGACAUCAUGGACAUGGCCAGAGUCACUCCUCGAGAGACACAGCAGCGGGAAGCUACUUUGACAAGCCAGCAGAAAGACUGAUAACAGACGAUGGAUGGUCCCAAAGUAUCGACAAGAAACGCGAACAGUUCAGAAAAAGAGCUGGGGAACAAGCUGCGGAUGAUUCAAUCUCGACCGCGAAGAAGGUAGCAGAAGAACUGGAGAAGAGACCGGCUAACAAGGUGGUCCCUGAUGGAUAUUUUGAGUGCUACCCAGACGCAGCUGGCUUCGCCGGAGGGCUGGAUGACUCAGACGAUGACAUCGACUGGACCAAAAUGGACAUGGGCAACAAAAAAGGACCUAUGGGCCGAUGGGAUUUCGAGACGCAGGAGGAGUACAGCAACUACAUGUCUAGCAAAGAAGCUUUGCCCAAGGCUGCUUUCCAGUUUGGUGUGAAAAUGAACGACGGCAGGAAGACUCGCAAGCAGCACGUGGGUCCCAAGGACGAGAAGAAAGCACUGGACAGAGAGUGGGAACAGAUCAGCAAAAUCAUCGACCGAAGAAAAGGGGGAGGAGCUAAUUAGAUGGACUGAGGUGGGCUCGAAUACAGAAGGAUGAGAUGGAAAAUCAAAGAUUCUUCCGAUAGAUGUAAUUUGUCGAUGAUGGUUUCCGCCAUCGCCAAUGUAAGUUGAAUCGUUCAGAAGUAUAGCGAAAACGACCGAAUCUUCAAUGCCUAUAGCCAACAAACUUGAAAUUCACAAACUGAUAUUUUAUUCGAAGUAAAAUUUCGU